Coccomyxa subellipsoidea C-169 is the source of this 3261-nucleotide messenger RNA. RefSeq lists its product as hypothetical. Gene Ontology annotation, cellular component: nucleus. The record is from RefSeq and is a predicted model, not a curated record. The transcript has 19 exons. NCBI's taxonomy places the organism in Eukaryota, Viridiplantae, Chlorophyta, Trebouxiophyceae, Coccomyxaceae. Gene Ontology annotation, molecular function: chromatin binding; DNA binding. Gene Ontology annotation, biological process: chromatin organization; regulation of DNA-templated transcription. The coding region runs from base 1 to 3261 and encodes 1086 amino acids.
AUGCCAUCGAAAUUGCCAUCAUACACUGGCCCUGUUGAAGAGCAGCAGGCCGCAACCGGCCGCGCCGCGCUCCAAAGCCUGCGCGAAUACCUAGCUGAUAGAGGCGCAGCACUGCCGGAGGGAUUCGAGGCAUCUGUGCACCUGCGCAAGGAGGGCUCACCGGGGGCGGUCGACAUCUACUACUUUGACCACCUGCACACCCGCUACCGCUCCAAGCUACAGGUUGCGCGGGCGCUCGGCGUGGCAGAUUCGAGAGACAGGGACGAGGGAGCGAGUCUCCCGAGCAGCCCACGAGUCAUGGGAGUGAGCCCCUCGAGCCCGGCAGCGGCCGACGCGGCAGGCCAGCAGCUGGCCGCACACCACCUGCAGCUGCCGGCACAUGCUGAUCAGGGAGGAGAUUUUGUGGGCAGUGAGGAGGAGGUAAAGGUGAUGGAAGCGCUGAGUAAGUACCUCGCCAAACUAGGCGGCCAGCUGGAGCCCGGCUGGCGCUGCCAGGUCAGGAAGCGCGCCGGGCCGGGGAACCGAGUCGACACCUACUUCAACUCCCCCAACGGCGAAAAGUUCAGGUCGAAGACUGACGUGGCGCGUCACUUGGGCUUGGCCGUCCCGGCGGCGCGUCGGCCGGCCGGGGGCGCGGCGUCGCCCGGAGUUGAUGUAAACAUGGCGGAGGAGGACGUGGCCGCCAUGCUCAUGGCCCUGCCCCAUGGCAAACCCAUCACCGCCCGGGAGGCGGCGCGCGCGCGGAAGGUCUCGGGCGCGGUUGCCGGGGAGUGGGCCGGCCGCGCAAAAGGGCCGGGGACGCCAGACAACGCCGCUGGCCGCAGCGGCAACGGGCUGCACUCCAUCGCGGCGGCGCUCGAGGAGGCAUCGCCCUUCCAGGUCAAGCAGGAGGGGGCUGCAUACGCGGAUGACGAGCAGAUGUUUGACAGCGAUGAUGAGGACACAGACACGCGUGCAGAUGAGAAGGCGGAGCUGGCGGCGCGGCAGAUGCGGCGGCUGCGGGCGGCCGCACAUGCGCAGGGCCUCACGCUUGCGCCUGGCUGGCGCGUGGACGUCAGCAUCCGCAAGAAUGGCACCAGCAGAGGCUCCACGGAUUACUACUACCGGCUCCAGGGCGGCGGCACCUUCCGAUCGAUAACUGCCGCCAUGAAGCACCUGCUAGCCGCAGAGCAUGGUGCAGCGCCCGCGGUCGCCACCGAUGCGCCGAUGCUGAGUCCGGCAUCGGAGCCGGCCGCCGACCCGGCUUCGCCGCAGCUGCCGCAGCAGGAACGUCCCCCCAGCCCGGCCAGCGCUGCCCGGGCAGCUCCGGGCAGCCCGGCCGACAACGGCGGCCCGGCCGGGCCGAGCGCAAAGCCGAAGCCAAAGAAGUUUGGCAGCCUCACGGCGCUGUCUCAUCCCGGCCGCAGCGGCGCCGCCGUUGCGCGGCCAACGUCCCCCAGCGAUAGCGUGGCCAAGGGCAAAAACCCCGCUCCUGAGGAACCCUCUUCUGCGGCGCGGCCGACCACCAAGGCCGCGCUGGCUGCGCUCGGGCGGGACGCGACAGCCUCAGGGCACGCGCCCGAAAAGCAAGAAGCUGCGGAGGCCGAUCGAGCAGGCUUGGAAGCGGGGGCUGCUGACGCUGCUGCUGAGAGCAACAUGCCGGGCCCCAGUGGAAUGGGAUCGGUUGACGAGGCUGGUGCGGCUGUGGAAGGGAACGCCAGCGAACCUGAUCAAGCCGGCCACAAUGAGUCUAAUGCGCGCAUGAGGCAGCGAAAGCCGAACAGGAAUGCGAUGGCGCCGAAAGACGAGCCUGCUGAGAAAACCGGCCCGGCGCCGGCCGCGCGCAAACGGCGCACCGUCAACCGCGGCCGCGUGGAUUACGCAACUGUGGCGGCCAUGGCCGAUCUGCAGUAUGCCAUCAGCAAUGAGGAUCGAAGGGCCACUCUGAGGAAGCGCAACGCGGCCAAGUCAGGCACACCUGAGGCAACCGCCACAAACCCACCGAGCACAGGUGUGGACAAGGACGCGGCACAGAGCACAGCAGAGGGGAGCGAGCCGGCAAAGGGCCGCAGCCAGGGGGCGUCGGGGGCGGCGGGCAAGGGUGAGGAAGGCGAGCAGAAGCCCAAGAAGGCAGAGAGGAAGCGUGAGCGAGUGGUCACGCCCUACACCAAACUGGUCAAUCGAGUCCGCGGCCUCAUCUCACGCAUAAGGGUGGAGGAGGCAUAUCUGGAUGCGUAUGAGGGGGAGGGAUGGCGUGGCGCCAAUCGGGAGAAGCUGCGGCCCACGGCCGAACUGGAGCAGGCGAGGCUGCAGAUUGAGAAGUGCAAGCUGGGGAUGCGGGAGGCGGUGAAGGAGUGCGAGGAGAGCGGCGGAGACCGCGCCAUCCCGCCCGAGCACAUCGACGAGGACGGCGAAAUCGACGAGGCCCACAUCUUCUGCGGCCACUGCCACGACCCUGAAUCCUAUGAGGACAACGACAUAAUCCUGUGCGAUGGCAACUGCCACCGCGCGUACCAUGAGAAGUGCCUGGUCCCCCCGCUCGACUCCUCCACGCUGCCAGAGGACGAGGGCUGGCUCUGCCCCGCCUGCGACGCCAAGGCGGACAUCCUGACAAUGAUCAACGAGGAGUACGGGUUCGAGUACGAGCAGGAGACCCCCUGGCACGCCGUCUUUGCCGAGGCCCCGAUGUCGCCGCGCGCCGCGGCUGACGGCGCAGCCGCCGCCCCCGUCACAUUCAAGACGCUCGCGGAUUUCCUCGCGCACGCCGACCUGCCGGACUCCGACGCGGACGACUCCAGCUUCAAGGACGAGAGCGGAUCUGAUGGCGAGGAAGGAGAAGAGGCACAUGGCGGCGGCAGCGGCAGCGAUGGGGAAUCUGAGUCGGGCAGCGAGGCAGACAGCGUUGACAGCGAGGCGUCUGAGGGCAGCUCCGUCGAAAGCAUGGCCUCUGAAGAGCGCAAGGGGCUCCAGGCAGAGGAGGCAGCAGCAGGGGAGGGCAGGCCACAACGCAAGCUGCGGUCGGCCGGCAAACGUGCGCGGGGGAACGCUGACGAGGUUGCUGAUGUGGACGCUGACAUGGGCGCUGAUGUGGACGAUGAUGACGAGGAGGAAAGUCUGGUGCUGUCUGGCAAGCGCGCGCGCACCACUGUCGACUACAGGAAGCUGAACAUGGAGAUGUUUGGCGACUUUGAGAGCUACGAGGGAGAGACACUCAGCGACGAGGACUUCACUCCUCGCGAGGCCGAAGCAGAAGCAGCUGCAGCCUCUCCUGCCUCUCCCUAG